ACAAGGUUUGCAGGCCAAAAAUGACAAAAUUAGGAUUAUUUCAGCUUUCUCUGGUGUUGACUAUGAAGAGCAAGAAAGUAUAUAUGAGGAGAGAGAGGGGAAAAUAACACAAGAGUUUCUAGAAAGCAGUAACAUAAAGGAAGCAGAAGUAAAAGAAAUUAGAGCUCUUUCAAAAACUGAUAAAUAUUGCAACCAACAAGAACAACUGAAGUACAAGAAUUGGAAAAAGAUACCACCUCAGGGUCAAGAAACUGAAUAUUCUGCUGCCUUUAAUUUUGACCAUAAGUUUGAAACAUCUGUGUUCUCCAGAUAUCCUCAGAAAUAUGAUACAAUAGAUAGAAGGAAAAACAAGCUGUUAUACCAUCAUUUUGGAGACCAUGAAAGAAGACAGUAUGGUGAUAGAUCAGGAACUAAGACUGACUUGGAAAGUACAUAUCCUAACACUGAAAAGUGUAACAUUUGCCACAUUGAAAAAAAGAAACAAAAUUAUCCAAUUUUGUGCCCUUAUAAAAAUGCUUUUGUGGUUAAGAGUGGCACGUGGACCACUAAGUUGCAAAAUCAUGAUUAUGAUCUUUCUGAUUGUUUUAAGAACUGUGAAAAGUCAUCUGGCUUAAACCAGCAUGUCACUAAUUUCACUCCAUUAGAUAUUCUUGAAGAUUCUACUAGCAGUACUUCUGAUGAACUUCUGAGUUCUCCUCUUACUGAUAUACAGGAAGGUUUACUGUCACCAACAAGUCCUCCAUCCAAUGUCCAUCAUAUUGGAGGCUUACCUGAAGAAUAUCAUGUAACAUGUCCAGUAUUCUCAUUACCAAAGGUGAAUUGUGAUGCAAAAACACUUGGAGAUCUGUCUGGGUGCCCCAUGGAAGAGAUGACCCCUUCCUCUCUUGAGGAACCCAAGAAGGACUGUGUUGAUACAAUGGAUGAGCUUCAGUGUUUGGUAGAAACAGUAUCAGAAUAUUUAGCAGAGAAGGAAGAAGAGAUUAAUAGAUUUGGUUCCCUUUCAAAAACUAAAAAGUCACUUAAACACAACAGUACUGUUGAUAAUGAGGAACAGAAAAUGCCUGGGGAUCAAAUGCCACCUUCAAACAUUGUCAAGAAUGACAAGGAUAAGGCCAUCUCUUUCCCUGAGCUGAAUGGAGUGAAAUGUGCUGUUGGUUUUUUGUUCAGUUCACUCACAGAAAAAGUGGGUUCGGGCACAAAGCAUCUAACAAGCUCUGUGGAAAAGCUGGUUUCUUUAGUUCCAGAGAAAACAGAAACUCUUAAUCAAAUAGAGACAGUUAAUUCAGGAUCUAAACCCAGAGCCGAGUCAGUAUUGGGGAAGGAUCUUUCCAUGCAAUCUCCAUUAUCCUCUCAAGCAGUUGAUAAUAAGGAUUUUGGCAGAAAUGACAAAACCUCUGAAAAUGAGCACACAGGUAGUAAAACUGGAAAUAUAAGCUUUCAGGAUGUAACAGAGACUGUUGGAAGGGACUCCGCCCCACAGAGUCAGAGUUCAGUUAUAAAGUCUGUUUUUAGCAUGCUAAAUCCAUUAAAGAUCUUUUCGGAAAAGGAUGAAACCAAAAAAGAUGAUGGCCAGAACAAGCCAAUGAGAAAGGAAAACUUUUUUGAGUGUGGAUCAGAGUCAAAUCAAAGGGAAGACACUCUUGGCAAUAACAGUAGUAUUAUCACUCUCGGUAGGAAUGAUGGAGAAAAUACAAGCUCAACCCAAAUGCCCACAAGUGAGGAUUUGUUGUUGUCUUCCCCAGCGGCCAAUGAACCUUCAAACUUAGGCGGUUCUGCAAAUAAAAAUGUUGAUAUUGAGAGUCUCUUGGAAAUAAAACCCUGUAUAGAUCUGUCUCUAUUACCAGAUCAACCAAAAAUAUGUGCUAAAGACACUCGAGGACAACCUUGUAUAACUGGAAGUACAACUGCAAAUAAAGAGUCUUCUUCAAAGCCAUUAGAGGGGGACAAAGUUACUAGUGAUGAUGAUUUUCUUGAGCCACUCAGAAAAUCAUUUAGCCAGUUUUUGCUCAAUUCACCUGAGACCUGUUCAAAGGAAACUUUGUCAGAAUCUAUGAAAAUUCACCAGUCGGAGGAGGAUGGGUGGGAGAGGGACCCUAAGAAAGAUGGACAUUCCUUUUCCUUUAGUGGAAAAUUACAUAUUCCAUUUUUCAGAGUUCUUAGUCAUUCUGAAAAGCAGGAUUUAGGAGAGAAAGGAAGCAUUUUUCCUUCAUUUAAAUUUCCUUUCACUGACAGCCAUAACACUGUCACUGACCAGAGAUUUCCUGAUUCAGCAGUAACCAUUGAUGAAGAGAUCCAAAGAAACUGCCAUGAAAAUGCCAAACUUGGUUUAAUAAAAUCUAGUUCAGUUCCAAAUAUUCAUAAUAAUUUAGGGAAAUUUGAUGAUACAGAAACAUUUAAUAAAAACGACCAGAUAAAUUUUCCUGAAGAUGACACACUUAAUAAAAUAAAGACUAAUUCAGUUCCAAUUAUUAGUAAUGAUCUUGGGGAAUUUGGGAACAUAGAGAAAUUAAAUUCAAGUGACCACGCAGCAGUAGAUAACUGUCACAGAGAUACCUCAGCCUUCCUUGGAAUUGUGUCCAAAGAAUAUAUUCCUUCAGAUUCUUCAGAAGAAAGUAAAACUCUUACACAAAUGACAUCUUUAACAGUAUCAGACUGUUCAUUAGCAUCUACUACCAUUUCAGAAUCCACCUUGGUUAAUGAAAUUAAUGAAGAUAGACUUGUAGAUAAAGCUUCCAAGACAAGAACCCAAGGAGGCCUCCUUUCUGGUCUGUUUAACAGGUUUUCUUCUCUUGAAAAUUUGUCUAGUCAACAAGAAUUAAAUUUGAAGAGUGAUGAUUCUCAUCAUAAGAAUAAUACCCCAGGCUUACUCUCUGGAAUAUUUAACCUGAUAUCCAAUAACAGUGUGACUGUUCAUAAACCAGAUGAAGCAAGGUCCAUGUCUUUAGGCAACAUAAAAAGUUUGAAUGGAAAUAAACAUUUAUCUUUGGAUGAGAUCCCUGUUACUUCAUGUGUGACUUCUGGAAACCAGAAGAACCAUGUUGAAAAAGAAGAAACAUCUGGCUUUAUAAAAAGCUUUGUAUCUUUACCUAAAGAAAAUAUACCAUUAUGUGAUGCUUGGGUUGAUAGUCAUCAUUGCCCUCCCACAUGGAAGAAACAGCAAAAGGAAAACAAUUGCCCCUCUUCUGAGAACAGGGUAUUUCACUGUGCUCCAAGCACUCAGCGGGGCCUCUUAGAGGAAUCUCUGGCUGAGAGGCUGACACCACACCAUGUUCUUAAGGCGAAAAUACAUGAAAAUUCAAACAAGUUAAAUCCAUCUAUAUUAAAUACUAACAUUCUUAAUAUAUCAAACCACUAUCAGGCUUUUGAAGAGAUGAAUAAUACUUUCUGUUAUGAGUGGGACUCUGAUAUAAAAGAUUUCUCCAAAAAUUCCAGAAAACUUCAGCCAGUUUAUUAUAUGUUAAAUCAAAAUACAUUCCUAUCAGGUGAUGUUUUCUUGUGGCCUGACUCAGAAAAUUCGGCAAUAAAUUUUUGCCAAAAGGAUCAAAAUGCAAAUGUCUUGGAGUGGAAAACAAAUCCAAACAGUGUCAUUUGGCGUGACUUACCAUAUGAAUCAUUGGAGCAGUUAGCAUUUAAUGAAGAUAACUUAUUAAGUGAUAUGUGGGCAGCUCACUCAUUAUAUGGAAAUUCUUGUUUUCCAAUUAAUGAGACGAAGAAUUCACUAGAAGAAUUACCCAUUGACUUAAGUUGUUCUUCAGGUUAUGAGAAGACUACAUGUUCCAUAGUUGAUCAAGAAUUAUUAAGAAUGGAUGAAAACUUUGUUUUUUCAAGUGUUGGUUAUGAAUACCAAGAAUGGUUGGCAUGUCUUGAAAGUGGAGUGUGGUGGCCAUCAGAAGAUGGAGAUUAUGGAUAUUUUAUGUUCCAUGAUGGUCAGUAUAUGUAUUAUCUCCUCACUGAUUCUACUGGGCAGUAUGCAUAUUUAUUUAUACCUGAUUGUUCUUAUCAAGAGUAUUUGAAUUGUGGUUUACAGACAAAUGAUCUAUCAAGUAUUAUGUUGGAUGACAGCAUUAUUUCUGCCUAUGGUUUUAAGGAAGAUGAAUUAUUCUGGUGUGUUGAAGAGGAACCAAUUGAUGACCCUCUUGAUUUAUCUGUAGUUUUGCCAAGAAGUGAGGGACCAGUGUAUCUAAAUUUAGGAACCUUUUCACAAGUAUUUGAAGAGUCAGGUUGUGGCCAAAAGGAUCAACCAUUAGAUUUUUCAGGCUAUAAUCUUAAGAAGUUUAAAGGAAAUUUUGGAUCUUUUGAAGAAAGGGUAUGUGGUUCUGAAGACUUUGAAUAUAUAUUGGAUCUCAGGAAUCAGCCCCAAACUAUUGGAAAUCACGACUUAAAUAAAAGUCAUUUUAUAGAAGGAGAUAAGAACCAGUCUCCAGCAAAGGAUUCAUUAGUUUACCCUUCUCGUUUACAUUGGGUUCAGUCUUCUGAAGAGGCUACCUCUUUGGUUCAUCCUGAAAAUAUGACUAAUAGUCCACAGCAAACAGGAGAAAUGUCAUCAUUGAACAAAGUGACUUCAUUAUUUUCUGCUUUAGUUGGAAAUACUUUGUAUUUUGUUGAGAAUGAAUCCUUAGAGUCUUUGGUCAUGAAGAAAAUGGAUCAGCAGUCAGACUUGGCAGAGCUCACAAAUAAUGGUCUUCAGUCAUUAAUCUUGAAUAAACAAUUAGAGAGUAAUUCCCAAGAUAAAGAAGAAAGUCUUCUCAAGAAGGAUUUAGAAAAACAAAUAGUAUCCAAUGUGCAGCAACCAGAAUUUAUUAAAAGUAUGAAGCAAGAAUUCCCUUUAAAUAAAAGUUUUCAGGUAAAAAAACAAAGUUUGUUAAAAUCUGUUAUCCAGGUAAGCCAAACAACUCCUCAGGCUAAAUCAGAUAUAGAAGAUAAUGAAAUAAUUACAGUUGACUCUAUUUCAGUUCCUCUUGCAUCACAGUUUAGUAGGGAUGAACCCAAGAACUGUGAGAUUCCUCAGGACCAGUUUUCCAAAGAGUCUGAGAGAACAUUAUUUAAAAGUGCAUUGAAACUCUUUGGUCGGGGAGAAGACUCUUUAGUAAGUACAGUAUCAAAUGGAAAACAGGCAUCUGGAUUUUUGAACCUCUUUAAAACCCAGGUGAAUAAAGAAGGACCACCAAAUUUAGAAAAGAAUGGUGAUAAAAAUAGAAAGAUACCUUCUCAGCAAAAGAAUGAAUCUCCUGGUGUUUCUAAUUUUUUUGGUACCCUUGGGGAUUUAUUUAAAACCAAUGCAUCUUCUAUACAGACAACUGAAAAUAUGUCUGUUUCUUCAUCGGUUAAUAAGGAUGAAGUCAAAUCAAGUCCUAAUCCUGCACAGCUAAUUAUCCAGGAUGUUGGGAACUUUUCUGCUACACCAGUUGCCUCUAAAAGGAAGGUUCGAGUUAGGAGUCUGAACAAGCAGAUUACUAUUGAUGACAGUGGGCUAAAAGAACCAUCGACUAGGGAUAUACAGAGUAAUAAUUUGACUGAGGAAGAGGUACAUUCCAGAGACUACCUAAUCCAGCAAUCACCAAGUCAGUCUUUCUCAGCAAAUUGUCUUGAAGAGUCUUCCAGAGAUUCUUCAAUAAAAACUAGUGGUGUGUCUACAGUGAUAGAAGUUUCAAGAAGUAAUGAAUUAUCUUUUGAUAUUCUCAGCCCAAGAAAUUCAAAGGAACAAGAUCAUUUUUCCAACCAACAGUGGAGUUAUUCAACUCCCACAACCUCUCCCUCUCAACCAGAGUUGCCCACCAGAAAGAGUGUAUUUUCUUUCCUGACUGGAUCUGAAAAAUCUGAGAACAGAGCCUCUGCUCCUCUACUGAGAACCAAAUCUCAAGCAGAAGGGCUGUUUACACUUCCUUCCUUUUUUUCCACUACUAACUCAAGCAGCAAGAAGGAUGCCUCUCGUAAUAGCUCUUUUAGUUUCUUCAACUUAUCAUUUUCGGAUGGAAAGCAGCAGACUUCUGGGGAAAAACACAGCCUUUCAACUGUUGCUCCAGUGACUUCCCAGCCCUGUAAGAAGCCAAGUGUUUUUGUAGACAUGGGUGGCACAAGAACUGGAGAAGGUUCCAGUGGCAAUAGAGAUAGUAUAGUCCAGGAGGUGGUUCAUGAACAGCAAAUGGCUCCUUGUGUUUCCAUUAGCAACACCAUCGGGGUUACUUCCCUUACAGAUGUGCUCAAUGUAGAGAAGGACUAUCAGGGAAAACUAGAUUCUAGGAACGGACUAGGGACAUCUUUAGCAGAUUUCCAGAUGAAUCAGUUGCAAAAUGACAUUGUUCCUCAUUCACCAGAAUUUCAGGCACAGACUGAAACACUGCUCAUUGGUCCAGAGACCCUUGGGGUAGCUCCUUGUGAAGAAGAACCUUUCAUACAGGAAGCCUUCCCUAGUGGCUCAUUGGCCAAGUCUUUUCCACAUGAUAACCGUUUGACUGAAAAGCUCAACAAUUCAGACACUUGUACUAACCACCACCAAAAUGAAAGAUUUACUGGUGACCUCUUAAACUUGCCAUUGGAAAAGGCCCCUGAUGAGGUCUUAACACAGAUCCCGGAGCCAGCCUCUUCCUCUGUGGAGCCAGGGUGUACAAGGCACCUCCAGAGUAGAGAGGCAGAUAAAGAGGAAGACAAAUCAAUGUUGGGCUCCUCAGUAGAAGUGCUUUCAGGGUUUGUGACAAAAGUGAAAUCUUUCUCUGGGUGCUUAAUUGAACCUCCCAAAACUUUCUCUGGACUUUUCUCCUCUCCUAAGCCACCAAAGAAAAACUCCUUUUUCUCUCUUUCUUCUGGUGCAUCAUCUCAGUCCCUCAAAGGUGAGUUAUUUGGAAUUUUUAAAAGUCCCAAACCAGACACAUACAAACAAGAAUCACCUAUCCCACCUACUGUAUGGCCUCAAAAUGGUAGUUGCGGAGAUACUGUAGGAUCAGUACCUCCAGAAAAUCUGUGGAGAGAAGCUUCCUCUUCAGCACUCAAUUCAGAAUCUACUCUCAGUGACUGUACAAUGACUGUAGUUAGUGCAAAGUCAGACUCAGAGACCCUGACAGAUGAUACUAAACCAACAACUGAAAUGGAAAACAAUAAUAUCCCUGACAAUAUUCUAGAACCCCAAGAUUCUGAAAUAAUUGGGGCUGCACCUUCUGUUUCAGGGGACGAUGCUGGGCAAGGAGUAUUGUCUCUGAGUGAUGAAGGAGACAUGGGGUUGUUGCAGGGCACAGACACAGAGGCAUCAUUGGAAGCAGAGCAUAUCCCAUUGCCAUCACAUUUGGAUUCAGAUCCUACCUGUAUUGCCAAAGAGCUUCCUCCUCCGGUUCCGCCACCUAUUCCUCUUAAGGCAAAGCCAGCUAUGCAGUCUGCCUCCACAAACCAAGACUUCUUGGAACUACAGGCAGCCAGUUCACUGGAAACCAGUACUGCACUGUUCAGUGAGGCAAGUGUUGGCCAGAGUGCCACACCAGAAACCCAAGGAUACCUUUCCCACCCUAUGCUAGAGGAACCUGCUCUUUCUGCCAAAGAAAGUUAUGGGAUACUCGAUACCCAGAAAGAUCUACCUGCAGUCCUCCAGGAAACAGAGCAGCCAAGACCUCAUUUUGAGAUCCCAAACAUGACCAAUUGGCCAAAAUUCCAUUUCCCAUCCUCUGCCACUGACUGUGGGAAACCACUGAGCUCUUUCUUUUCCCCAUCUCCUUCCUCUGGCGAUAGAGCAGCAGAGCCUGGUUUAAUGGCCAGUUUUAAAAAGUUGUCAACUCUAUUUGAGGGAGGUAAUGAGGGGAAAGGGAAUAUAAUUGCAAAUGAUCUAAAACUAAGGUUUGGAAAGAAGUUGGAUCUUUCAUUCACAUGGCCAAAAGAGAACAAAGGGGGCCCUGAACAAACGCCUGCAGAAUCCUCUUCUCCAGCUUUGGUUAUCAGCAGUGAUCAGGACCUUAACGCUAGGGAGGUUGACAAAGCUUUAGAGUCUUCUCAAAUGUCUGAGGCUAAUGCUGAGCCAGCUACUCAACCCUCUGGGACCUCUGAGCAGCAGGAGACCAGGCCAAGUAUAUGUGCUCAUGAGUUUUCAGGGCCUGGAGAAAUGGAAAACCAGCAGGAAGUCUCAGCAUCAGGAGAACACUGGGGUUCCAAAGACAACCUUUCUAGCUCCACCUAUCCUUCAGGGAGUCAUAAGGAAGAACACUGCACUGUUACUGAGCUACUUCACCAGCCAGAAACUCAAAAGGAGGAGGUGAUGCCUGCUAGUACUGACUCUCUUUCAAACGUACAGCAGCCAGUUACUCUCCAUGGCAUCAAGGAACCAAAGACCGACAAAAGCCCCACCAGCAGUAGUAGGUAUGGCUCCUCCUGUAAUGUGAGUCAAGGAAGCUCUCAGUUGAGUGAACUAGACCAGUGUCACGAACAAGAUGAUGACCGUCGGGAGAGGGACUCCAUUAAUUCGUGCCACAGCUCUGAUAGCUUCUCUAGAGAUGGCCAUGUGGGUUUUGGAGAACAAGAGAAAGCCUUGGAGGUGACAGGUGAAGAAGAGAAGGGGAGAGCCUGUGAACCCAAGGAGAGGAAAGAAGAUGCCACAAUCCAUCCUCCCCCAGAUCUGGUGCUACACAAAGACCACAUCCUAGGCCCCCAGGAGAGUUUUCCUGAGGAAAAUGCUUCUUCGCCAUUUACCCAAGCCAGAGCACACUGGAUCCGAGCAGUUACCAAGGUCCGACUCCGGCUGCAGGAGAUUCCAGAUGAUGGUCACCCCUCUUUGCCCCAGUGGCUCCCGGAAGGGCCAGCUGGAGGGCUCUAUGGCAUUGACAGCAUGCCAGAUCUACGCAGAAAGAAGCCACUGCCGCUUGUCAGUGAUCUGUCAUUGGUCCAGUCCCGGAAGGCAGGGAUUUCUUCUGCAAUGGCUACACGCACCUCUCUCAAGGAUGAAGAGCUGAAAUCCCAUGUGUAUAAGAAAACCCUGCAGGCCUUAAUCUACCCCAUCUCGUGCACCACACCUCACAACUUUGAGGUCUGGACGGCCACUACCCCGACCUACUGCUAUGAAUGUGAAGGUCUGCUCUGGGGCAUUGCCCGGCAGGGCAUGCGCUGCAGUGAGUGUGGAGUCAAGUGCCAUGAGAAGUGCCAGGACCUGCUCAACGCCGACUGCCUGCAGCGGGCUGCAGAAAAAAGUUCUAAACAUGGAGCUGAGGACCGGACCCAGAACAUAAUCAUGGCCAUGAAGGACCGCAUGAAGAUCCGAGAGCGGAAUAAGCCAGAGAUCUUUGAGGUUAUCCGAGAUGUCUUUACUGUGAGCAAAGUUGCCCAUGUGCAACAGAUGAAAACAGUGAAGCAGAGUGUACUGGAUGGCACCUCCAAAUGGUCGGCCAAAAUUACCAUCACUGUGGUGUGUGCCCAGGGCCUACAAGCCAAGGACAAGACAGGAUCCAGUGACCCUUACGUGACUGUGCAAGUGGGCAAAACCAAGAAGCGUACCAAGACUAUUUUUGGGAACCUGAAUCCUGUUUGGGAAGAGAAGUUCCAUUUUGAAUGCCACAACUCUUCUGACCGCAUCAAGGUACGUGUAUGGGAUGAGGAUGAUGACAUCAAGUCGAGAGUAAAGCAGCGGCUAAAGCGUGAGUCUGAUGAUUUCCUUGGCCAAACCAUUAUUGAGGUUCGGACACUGAGUGGCGAGAUGGACGUCUGGUACAACUUGGAGAAGAGGACAGAUAAAUCAGCCGUCUCAGGGGCUAUCCGACUACAAAUCAGUGUGGAGAUCAAGGGGGAGGAGAAGGUAGCACCAUAUCAUGUGCAGUAUACGUGUCUCCAUGAGAACCUUUUCCAUUACCUCACAGACAUUCAGGGUAGUGGAGGAGUCCUGAUCCCUGAGGCUCGAGGAGAUGAUGCAUGGAAGGUGUACUUUGAUGAGACUGCCCAAGAAAUCGUGGAUGAAUUUGCCAUGCGCUAUGGCAUCGAGUCCAUAUAUCAGGCCAUGACGCACUUUGCAUGUUUGUCAUCCAAGUACAUGUGUCCUGGUGUGCCAGCAGUGAUGAGCACCUUACUGGCCAAUAUCAAUGCCUACUAUGCCCACACAACUGCCUCCACCAAUGUCUCUGCAUCUGAUCGCUUUGCAGCCUCCAACUUUGGGAAAGAGAGAUUUGUAAAACUACUGGACCAGCUGCACAACUCACUGAGGAUUGACCUCUCUACCUACAGGAAUAAUUUUCCUGCUGGAAGUCCUGAGCGGCUUCAGGACUUGAAGUCAACAGUGGAUUUGCUGACCAGCAUUACUUUCUUCAGAAUGAAGGUGCAAGAACUGCAGAGCCCUCCAAGAGCCAGCCAGGUGGUAAAGGAUUGUGUGAAGGCCUGUUUGAACUCCACAUAUGAAUAUAUCUUCAACAACUGCCAUGACUUGUACAGUCGCCAGUACCAGCUGAAACAGGAACUACCUCCAGAGGAACAAGGACCCAGCAUUCGGAACCUGGAUUUUUGGCCCAAACUCAUCACACUCAUUGUGUCAAUCAUAGAGGAAGAUAAGAAUUCCUACACACUCGUUCUGAACCAGUUUCCUCAGGAGUUGAAUGUGGGAAAAGUCAGCGCAGAAGUGAUGUGGCAGCUCUUUGCCCAAGACAUGAAAUAUGCUCUGGAGGAGCAUGAGAAAGACCGGCUGUGUAAGAGUGCUGACUACAUGAACCUACACUUCAAGGUGAAGUGGCUCCACAAUGAAUAUGUGCGAGAUCUGCCUGCCCUCCAGGGGCAGGUGCCUGAGUACCCAGUGUGGUUUGAGCAGUUCGUCCUGCAGUGGCUGAAUGAAAAUGAGGAUGUGUCCCUGGAAUUCCUGCGUGGGGCCCUGGAACGAGAUAAGAAGGAUGGGUUCCAGCAGACAUCAGAACAUGCACUCUUUUCCUGCUCUGUGGUGGAUGUCUUCACACAGCUCAACCAGAGCUUUGAGAUCAUCCGGAAGCUGGAAUGCCCAGACCCCAACAUCCUUGCCCACUACAUGAGGAGAUUUGCUAAGACUAUCGGGAAGGUGCUGAUGCAGUAUGCAAACAUCUUAUCAAAGAGCUUCCCAGAUUACUGCACAAAGGAGAAAAUGCCCUGCAUCCUGAUGAACAACACGCAGCAACUGAGGGUCCAGCUGGAGAAAAUGUUUGAGGCCAUGGGAGGCAAGGAGUUGGACCCUGAAGCUGCAGACAGUUUGAAGGAGCUGCAGGUGAAACUGAAUACAGUUCUGGAUGAGCUCAGCAUGGUAUUUGGAAACAGUUUUCAGGUGCGGAUUGAUGAGUGUGUUCGACAAAUGGCUGACAUCCUGGGCCAGGUGCGGGGCCCAGGGAAUGCAUCCCCCAACGCCAGGGCCUCGGUGGCUCAGGAUGCAGAUAGUGUGCUCCGGCCUCUCAUGGACUUCCUGGAUGGCAACCUCACACUCUUUGCCACUGUGUGUGAGAAGACAGUCCUGAAGCGUGUACUGAAGGAGCUCUGGCGAGUGGUAAUGAACACAAUGGAAAGGAUGAUUGUUCUACCCCCACUCACUGACCAGACGGGCACCCAGCUGAUCUUCACUGCUGCCAAGGAGCUGAGCCAUCUUUCCAAACUCAAGGACCACAUGGUACGAGAGGAAACCCGGAGUCUCACUCCAAAGCAGUGUGCCAUCCUUGACCUUGCUCUGGACACCAUCAAGCAAUACUUUCAUGCUGGAGGUAAUGGGCUGAAGAAAACCUUCCUGGAGAAGAGCCCAGAUCUGCAGUCCCUACGCUAUGCCCUAUCUCUGUACACACAGACCACAGACACACUCAUCAAAACCUUUGUGCGCUCACAGACUGCCCAGGGGUCUGGUGUGGAUGAUCCUGUGGGAGAAGUCUCUAUUCAGGUGGACUUGUUUACACAUCCUGGAACUGGGGAGCACAAGGUCACAGUGAAAGUGGUAGCUGCCAAUGACCUCAAAUGGCAGACAGCGGGUAUGUUCCGGCCCUUUGUGGAAGUGACCAUGAUUGGCCCACACCAAAGUGACAAGAAGAGGAAGUUCACAACGAAAUCAAAGAGCAACAACUGGGCUCCCAAGUACAAUGAGACAUUUCACUUCCUCCUGGGAAAUGAAGAGGGACCAGAAGCCUAUGAAUUGCAAAUAUGUGUGAAGGAUUACUGCUUUGCCCGUGAGGAUCGUGUUCUGGGGCUGGCUGUGAUGCCUCUGAGGGAUGUGGCAGCCAAAGGCAGCUGUGCUUGCUGGUGCCCCUUGGGCCGGAAGAUCCACAUGGAUGAGACAGGCAUGACUAUUCUCCGGAUUCUAUCUCAGAGAAGCAAUGACGAAGUGGCUCGAGAGUUUGUGAAGCUCAAAUCGGAGUCUCGUUCCAUAGAAGAGGGGAGCUGAGCACCUGGGUUCCUGUGCCAACCAGAUGGCAUCAGUUCCACAAGUCAUAGCCAGUGAGAGUUACUAUGUAGCCAGCUUGUUGAGAGGCUGACUCCUUCAGUUUAAGGAAAUUAAAGGAAAAAUUUGGGGUGAUAAGAAUAUGGCUUUUCACAGAAAGGGUCAUGAAUCCCUGACCAGCAGGUCUGUGGUGCUAGGAGCUGGGCUGUGGGGGUUACUGCAUAAGGAGGUUUUCCAUAAAGGGAGGGACAGACAUUUAUGAGAGUGUCAGCCAUUCUUGGUAGACACUCCUUCACCCCACACCCCACCUCCACCCCUCUCCAUGCCACAUCUUACCCAGCUAGACCCGUACAUAUCAACCAUUAGAAGAACAAGUUUAGAGAGCUUGGAGCAUGUACCUGGUUAGCUAAAUAGUCAGUUGAGCCUCCAGGUGUUGCUGAGCCCUAAAGUCUGGAUUGGAGUAUGGCCAGGGCAGGAACAUACAGAAUAGAAUUUAGACUCUCCCUUGAGCAGGAUCCACUGGUUUUGUGUGGCUCCAUGAAAACAAGGCUUUGAGACUGAACAAGAUACCUUCUAGAAAUGAGCUGUGCUAAUCUUUUCCCCCAAAUUAUAUGUCAUGAGUAGAAUGAGGUUCACAUGAUACUUCAGAGCCCUGAGCAGAAUAUUCUUUGGAACACAAGCACCAGAGGCCACCUGCUCAGGAGUCCCCCUCCCUCAUUCCUGUAGGAAGGGGAGCAAUGAUAUUUCAGGACAUGAGAGGCUGUUCCUUUGUGUAUGCACCUGAGGGCUAGUUGAAGGAUCCAGAAGAGAGGGCUGUAUUUUCUUCUUGGAUAGGCUCUGAACAAAGCCAAAAAUUGUAGAAACCAGUCUAGAAGGAGUCCUCCUCACCUAUGGCUACUGCCUUCUGGUUGUCCUCUCCUUUAUGGAAAGAAUCUAGUCUUUGGCCUCACUCCCCUUCAUCUAGGUCAGCUGCUGUUCCCCUCACAGAUAUUCAACCCUGCAGAAGGAGCUUGGACUAUGGUCCCUCUGUAUAGGCUGGAUGGAGGCGGCAUCAACAUUCCUCGGGAAGUCAGAGACAAACUCUUUUAGGAGGUUGUAUGGACUUCUCAGGCCCUUGAUCAGAGAUGUGACAUGGUUCUUGGAUAUCCUUGGUAGCAGCCUCCUGGACCUCCUGAGGACUCUGUGUUAUCCACAGCUGUACUGGCCAUUACAUGUAACCAGAAACUAAGCGUCUUUGCUGUUGUUAAUUAUCAUAUGUGCCAUUGUUACAGGACAUUUUUGGCUAGUCUGUAAUAAAUUAUCUUAUAGCAGCCUUUGGGGUUUGGUAAUUCUGUUAAGGUGUGGAAAGCUGUAGAAAUGACUAUCCUGUAUAAUCCUGUAUAACGGUAAAUUUUGUACCUGGCGCUCCACUGCCUUGUCCGCCCAACAAGUGAUGGAACCUAAAGCAGCUCUGGAUAAGCACCAUGCGGUAAAGCAGAUAAUGGGUUAGCAUCUUGGCCUUGACCUGAGACUACCAAUCCAGUUAACAGAGUCAUGGGACCCAAGGUAUCAGCUUCCUGCAGAAAGUCCAGAUGUCAUGUGCUAGUAAGGGUGUGACUCUGGGGAUUGGUAGAAGGCUGAGGCUGUCAUGUACAGGACAGAGGAGUAGUCCUAGGAGUAGAAAUUGGCCUUUCAUUUGGGAAAAUUCAAGGAAGGAAAGCUGGAGUAAAAAGUCUCCUCCUAUAUUGGAAGAAACAAGGUAAAAGUGAGGCCUCUUGGAACGGGCAUCGGAGAAGCUGACACAAGAAAGUGCUUACCUAGUUUCUUAGCCCUUGUGGGGUGGGAGCUGAGUGGGAGCACAAGACAGGAGAUUAACUCCAGCUUUCCAGUUCCUCAUUUCCAUUUGCUUGCUAAAUAAAUCCUUACAAUUAA
Messenger RNA from Leptonychotes weddellii (Weddell seal), 14239 nucleotides. Lineage: Eukaryota; Metazoa; Chordata; Mammalia; Carnivora; Phocidae. The record is from RefSeq and is a predicted model, not a curated record.